Erigeron canadensis is the source of this 2405-nucleotide messenger RNA. Its product is annotated as U-box domain-containing protein 13-like. NCBI's taxonomy places the organism in Eukaryota, Viridiplantae, Streptophyta, Magnoliopsida, Asterales, Asteraceae. Gene Ontology annotation, biological process: cell surface receptor signaling pathway; protein ubiquitination. The transcript has 4 exons. Gene Ontology annotation, cellular component: cytoplasm; nucleus. The record is from RefSeq and is a predicted model, not a curated record. Gene Ontology annotation, molecular function: protein binding; ubiquitin-protein transferase activity. Bases 274 to 2220 code for a protein of 648 amino acids.
AUUAACUAAAAAGUCAAUAACCUCAUCAUCUUCAUCAUCAUCAUCAUCUGCAUCUUCUCUUAACUCAACCACAGUUAACCUCACCUCAUCACACAACCCGCGCCACCCUCUCUCUCUUUCUCUCUCUCACACACCCACACUAAAAUCCUUACACUGUUACUACUCGUGACAACCUCACCUCACCAGCAUAUAUAUACAUUUCCGUCACCGGUGACUGUCACUGUCAUUCUAUCCUCUCAAAUCCCGUUACAGAUCUCUAACAGAAUUUUUGUUAUGACGGAAUCAGGAAAAAUCGGAGUAAUAAUAAAACUAAUUGAUGUUGUUAAUGAGAUUUCCGGUAUAACAGAUUACCGGAAUACGGUUAGGAAACCGUUUUUUAACCUAGCUAGACGGUUAAAGCUGUUAAGUCCGUUAUUUGAGGAGAUUCGUGAUGUUAAAGAUGUGAUUAAUGAUAAUGAUGAUCAUGAUUUGUAUCAGUCCUUGCUUUUGUUAUUGCAAAGCUUUGAAUCUGCUAAACAGCUCCUCAAAUUGGGUAGUGAAGCUAGCAAAAUCUAUCUGGCCCUGGAGAAGGAAGAGAUCAUGAAAAAAUACCAGGAAGUUACAGCUCGUUUGGAAAAAGAUUUAGAGGGCAUUUCUUUGGAGAAACUUGACAUAUCAGACGAAGUUAAAGAACAGGCCGCUCUUGUGAUUGCUCAAUUUAAAAGAGCCAAAGGAAGAACUGAUGCACCAGACAUUGAACUGAGUGAAGAUCUUUCAUCCCUUUACAACAAGGGUACUGAAGUGGUAGCUGAUCCGGAAGUCUUAAAAAGAUUAAUUGAGAAAUUGCAACUAACCGGAAUUAAUGACCUUACUGACGAAUCGAUAACUUUGCAUGAAAUGGUGACUGCCAGUGAUGGAGAUCCCGGGGAGACUAUAGAAAAGAUGUCAAUGCUGCUAAAACGAAUCAAAGAUUUUGUACAAACCGAGAAUCCAAAUGUGGAUUUACCACCUGGAGAAACUUCUGCUCCAUCGAAUACAAAUGAUCAAAGAACUUCAUUGAAAAACCACAAGAAUACAGUUAUACCCGAUGAUUUUCGCUGUCCUAUAUCACUUGAGUUGAUGAAGGAUCCCGUUAUUGUCUCAACGGGGCAGACAUACGAGCGAACAUGUAUAGAGAAAUGGUUGGAACAAGGACACCGGACAUGUCCCAAGACACAACAAAACCUAACGAGCACCGCUCUCAUACCAAACUAUGUGCUACGCAGUCUAAUAGCCCAAUGGUGUGAGACCAACGGAAUAGACCCACCAAAACGAGCAAGUCGGUCAUCUUCCGCAUGCACCCCAGCAGAAAGGUCCAUUAUAAAUGUGCUACUCACCAAGCUAAGGUCAGUCAGUCCUGAUGACCAACGUACAGCUGCUGGUGAAAUCCGUCUCCUUGCAAAACGUAACGCUGAUAACCGUGUAGCCAUAGCCGAAGCCGGUGCCAUUCCGCUCCUGACCCACCUUUUAAUUGCACCAGAUUCCCGCACUCAAGAACACGCAGUGACCGCUCUUCUUAACCUUUCCAUAUGUGAGGAUAAUAAAGGAAGCAUAGUAUCUUCUGGAGCAGUUCCUGGGAUUGUUCAAGUGCUAAGAAAAGGUAGCAUGGAAGCACGGGAGAACGCGGCCGCCACCCUUUUUAGCCUUUCAGUAAUCGAUGAAAAUAAGGUGACUAUUGGCUCUCUAGGAGCAAUCCCGCCUCUUGUACUGCUUUUAAUUGAAGGCACCCAAAGAGGAAAGAAAGAUGCUGCUACUGCCUUAUUUAACUUGUGUAUAUAUCAAGGCAAUAAAGGCCGCGCAGUGAGGGCGGGUGUAAUUACUACAUUAAUGGAGCUUCUGACCGAGCCACAAGGUGUGAUGAAAGAUGAAGCUUUAGCCAUCUUAGCCAUCCUCUCAAGCCAUCCUGAAGGAAAAGUAGCUAUAGGUAAAGCAGACGCAGUACGGGUUUUGGUUGAUUUCAUUGGGUCUGGUUCUCCAAGGAACAAAGAAAAUGCAGCUGCAGUUUUAGUGCAUCUUUGUUCAGGAGAUCACAAGUAUCUAGUGGAAGCUCAGGAGCUGGGAGUGAUGGGGGUACUAAUGGAUUUGCUACAUAAUGGUACAGAUAGGGGGAAAAGAAAGGCGGCACAGUUGCUGGAAAAGAUAACGAGAUUUACAGAGCAACAAAAGUUACAUCAUGGUGAAACCGAAUCAAACAACUCAUAGUUGGUUUUUUUUUUUUUAAUUUUGUUGAGGUAAAGGUUUGGUACAUUGUUGUACUUUUAAGUUCAAUGUUGUUUUUUUCUUCCAUUGAAAUGUAGAAAAAGGGGGAAAGGUGGAAGAUCACCAUCCCCCACCCCCUUUGUUUCCAUAUUGUUUUUAAUUUAAAUCUUUUAAGUUAUGAGGAUCAA